Paralichthys olivaceus (Japanese flounder) is the source of this 986-nucleotide messenger RNA. RefSeq lists its product as uncharacterized. Gene Ontology annotation, molecular function: S-adenosylmethionine-dependent methyltransferase activity. Lineage: Eukaryota; Metazoa; Chordata; Actinopteri; Pleuronectiformes; Paralichthyidae. The record is from RefSeq and is a predicted model, not a curated record.
GAGUGCAGUGUCUGUGAGUGUCCUGGAAACGUAAUUGAAUGGGAACAUAACAAAGGCAGACAAGAGGCUGAAAUAAAAAAAUAAGGAGAAGCUUUACUAAACAACAAGGACUUCUGGAACAAAGGUCAAAGAAGGCACAACUGACAAGACUAAAAGAAACCCCACCAUGACACACCAGUUCUUUGAGGGGAAGGAGCACGCGUCCAUCUACCAGAAGUAUCGCUUUGCGCUUCCAGAUGAGGUCAAAAAUAUUAUUCUUCGAUACUUAAAUAAAAAGAAGGGACAGCCACAUGUGCUGGCAGUAGAUCUGGGAUGUGGAACAGGUCAGACCACUCGAAUAUUGGCACAGCACUUUAAAGAAGUCGUGGGUAUUGACAUCAGUGAGUGUCAGCUUGAGGAGGCCAGAGCUGUGCCAGGGUUCUCCAACAUCGAGUACAGGAAAGGGAGCGCAGAGGAGCUUCCUUUUUCUGACAGCUCUGUCGACUUGGUGACAGCAUCAGCAGCUGCCCACUGGUUUGAUCACACGAAGUUCCUUGCUGAGGCAGGUCGGGUUCUGAAACCCCGGGGCUGCAUUGCUCUGCUGGGUUACACUCUCAAGAACAACAGACUUUCCUACCAAAACUGUGGCGAACAACUUAACAGCCUCUAUGAAGAGGUGAUUCAGCUGCUGAUACCAUACACCAGCAACCCAGUAGUUCAGUGUGACAGUAAACUGGAGGAGUUAUACUCUGCAAUCCCUUUUCCAGACAAAGAACGGAUUGAAUGCAUUCAAGUGAAAUCUUUCAUCACAUUGAAAAACCUGGUGGGAUUUAUUGAGACCUUGUCCAUGUUCCAAACUUACAAGAAGGACGACCCUCAGGCUGCCAACAACCUGCUGCUUAACACUCAGAAGAGGUUUCUGGAUGAAAUGGGAGUCACAUCUCCGGACACUGAACUAAAGUGGACAAUGGAGUAUUUCUGUGUUCUGGCAUCUAAACCACAAUAAU